Molecule: messenger RNA, 5728 nt
Organism: Nymphaea colorata (pocket water lily)
Lineage: Eukaryota; Viridiplantae; Streptophyta; Magnoliopsida; Nymphaeales; Nymphaeaceae
Product: putative pentatricopeptide repeat-containing protein At1g10330
Exons: 3
Coding region: 2393-3790 (465 amino acids)
Biological process (GO): RNA modification
Molecular function (GO): RNA binding; protein binding
Source: RefSeq, a predicted model, not a curated record
AGAUUUUUAGAAAGAGAACCUUGGAACAGAUUGCCAUUAAAAUGGCACUAUAGCGAAACGUGUUCGUGUCUCAGUCACAAAUACUUUAAAUAGAUUCAAUUGACAUCAUUUUAUGAAGGCACUGAAGAACUGACGGAAAAAACCUCAGAUAGUCAGUCACAAACACUUUAAAUAGAUUCAAUUGAGAUUAUUUUCUGAAGCCACUGAAGAACUGUCGGAAAAAACCUCAGAUAAAUGAAAUUGUGUCAUUUUUGAAUUUUUUAUUGGCGAACUGCUUUGUUUUCUCGGGCAAAGAAAAAACUCAAGAUUGCUUCACGAGGGAUUUUUUAAGCCCACAGAGACAACUCGCUUUUAACAUUUGUCUUGGCAGUAGAAGGUCUCGUUUGAUGGGCCGGAAAUUUAGUGUAGCACAACAAAUUUAUUUCAAAUUUUUUCCGUUUCACCGAAAGGCGCCUUCGUUACGCUUUCCCCUCCUCUCGUUGCUGCUGCCUCAGACGCAUCCUCUCCUGCUCCCGCCUUCACGCCAGAAAUCACUGCUACUGCCUUCUCUCGCGGCUGCUGCUUCAGACGCAUCCUGCAGCUCCUGCUCCCGCCUUCACGCCAGGCACCUCUUCCUUUCUUCUUCUCCUUGUUGAUCUUCUUCUUCCUCCUCCUCCCAACUGAUUUUGCCCAAAUGAAACCCGCCAGAAAUCACUGCUGCUGCCUUCUCUCGCCGAUGCUGCCUCAGACGCAUCCGUCGCGCGCAUUCACUGCUCUUGACAGGACUGUUUGCUACCUCCUCCUUUCCCCUUCCACAAGUAACUGCCUAAAUGAGGGAUCUCCACAAUCUUAGGAAACAUGGAGUGCAUCCUCAGCUGGCCAAGUUUAUAGGAGAAACUCCAGAAUAAUCAGGUGAUAUUAGUCAUUAAAUAAAUUCCUAACUAAAGACAUAUAUGAAAUAAAUCUUGUUAUUAUAUUCCACUAUUUUUUGAUUUGAAGCUUAUGAUGUGCCUCAUGACAGGCUCACUUUGCCUCAUCGCCUUUGGCAACAUUGUUUGUGGCUUUCCUCAUGUGAGAUCUUCGGCGAGUUCCACAGGGCCGCAACCUACAUGUAGUGUAGCCUAGCCGCUUUCUUUAUAGAGCACUCUGCCUCUCGCCGUAUGAACCGCGGGGUUUUCGGAAUGCAUGUCAGGUGAUGACAAAACAUUUUUUUUGGCGAUCGAAGGGGCUUCUGGGAGCUUUGGUCUUCCAGAAGGAGUGGGAGAAUACACAUGGUUCCGAGUUUAGAUUGCGGCUGAUGUUGGGCCACAAUUGUGUUUUACCUUUAGUCAACUCAUUGAUGUUUGAUCAGCUCCAGCUGAACCUGUUUUUGUCAUCAAAUGUAAUUUGGUCAUUUCUCCUGUAAUAAGAUCCACUCAAGUAUGAAAUCACUGUAUUGUAAAUUUGUAAUUCUUUCAACUCACAUACAUACUUGAAUGAAUGAUGUUGUUGGUCAUGGCGCUUGCCGGCAUUCAUAUAAUAUGGGGCAAAAUGGAUGAGGGCGUAGGUGAGCCCCAUCCCCCCUUAUAAGAAAAUAAGAUUCGAGCCAUUGGUAAGAAUCCUCACACUUUAACACAUUGACGUGUAAGUGACUACAAAUUUAUAUUUACAAUUGUCUAUAAAACACGUUAUACAAGAUAAUGGUUACAACAAUUUAACAAUAAUAAUGAUAAGGAUACACUCUUUUAUAUACAAUUAAUAACUUAAAUAUGAAAAAUAAGAAUAUUCAUGUAACUUGUGUGCUGACCUUUCAAUUGCACAAAGCACGCACUCACAAAGCGUAGGGCUUCUGAAGAUCACUCUGAUAGACUAUCAGACAAGAAGGGAACUCAUAUUGAUGGACAAUUGGAAUGGAAUGAUCUUCACAAUUUUGUUGAUGGAUAAUGGCAUACAAUGACAAUUUUUGUAUGGAUAAUGGCAUACAAUGACAAUUUUGUAUGGAUAAUGGCAUACAAUUUGUUGUAUAGUCGCUAAUGCUUAUUCAAUAAUUAUCCUUAAUGCACCUCUCUCUUUUUCUCUCUCCUUCUGUUUUAUGUUCUUUAUGUUUUUUUGCUCUUGUGAGAAUCACAUGAUGCAAAUUGCUUAGUUCCUUAAAUUAGUGAGACUUCAAUUGCACGUUUGUACGUCGUUUGGCAAUGGUAGCAGAAUGUUACUUCUCAAGUAUUGGAGCAGAUGAUGGAUGGAACUAUCACAUACUUUUGCCAUUGACAAACUACCUGUAAAGCUUUUAUAUGAUUUGCUACGAUGAAAAUCCAUAUUCAUGAAGUUAAAGUUUCAAACUCGCACUUAAACGUUUGGUGCAAUCGUUUUGGCAGUUGUUUUGCGUAUGAACUCCUAACAUUGCAUGGGACUCCGCUCCACCGGCACUUAGUUCAUGAGCAUGGUCUGCCACCUCUUGCUUCAGGAAACGCCCCGAAAUAUUAGAUCGUUCCUCCAACUUUCCCAGUUUUGCAGGAUUUGUGACCAGUUAAGCCAAUUCCACUGCGUUUUGAUCACAACAGGUCUUCUAUACAGGAGCAAGGAUCCCUUCUUAUGGAACACCUUAAUCCACGCCUACACCCUUCAACAAUGCUCUAAAAAUCCAUUCAUCCUCUUCACCCAAAUGCUCAAAAACCAGAUCCAUCCUGAUAAAUUCACCUUCCCCUCACUGAUCAAGGCCUCUUCCACCUCAAAGCCAAUAGGCCGGACCAUCCAUGGUCUCAUUAUCAAGCAUGGGUUACCUUCUGAUGACUUCAUACACAGCUGCCUCAUACAGUUCUAUGGUAUUUUUGCGGAAACAGACGACGCCCGCCAGGUUUUUGUUCAAAUAUCCGAACCAGAUAAAGUGUCUCACAAUGCAAUGCUCGACGCAUACUGCAAAAAUGGGAAGAUGGCUUCUGCACGCCAACUGUUUGUUGAAAUGCCUUGGCGAGAUGUCGUCUCUUGGACCACUAUGGUCAACGGUUGCGCCAAGAAUGGGCACUGCAGAGAAGCAUUUGAUUUCUUUAAAUCUAUGGUGGAUAUGGGUUUAUCGCCUCAUGAAGCCACUCUGGUUAGUGUUAUUUCUGCCUGUGGUAGUCUAGGGGCUGCUAAUGAAGGGAAGUCUGUCCAUGGUUAUGUGAUUAGAAGAAGCAUUAUGAUUACUCCAUUUCUCGGUACUUCACUAAUCGACAUGUACGGAAAAUGUGGUUUCCUAAACUCUGCCAUUAUAGUAUUUGGGAGUAUGCAACUGAAGCAGUUGUGCACUUGGAAUGCCAUGAUCACGACGUUUGCAGCACAUGACUGUGGCAAUGAAGCCAUGUCCACAUACAAUGAUAUGCUGAAGGCUGGUCUGGAACCAAAUGGGAUCACCUUUGUUGGAGUACUCACAGCAUGUGCACGAGCUGGUUGUGUUGAAUUAGGCAUCAAAUAUUUUGAUUCUAUGCAUAAAGAAUUCAACAUUUCACCGUGGACUGAGCAUUAUAGCUGCAUGGUUAAUCUUCUCGGUGCAGCAGGUCUCUUACAGGAGGCUAGCGAGUUUAUAAGGAGGAUGCCAGUGGAUGUUGAGGGAUCAGUCUGGGGUGCCUUGUUGGGGGCUUGCAGGCUGCAUGGGGAGUUAGGUUUAGCUGAGUCCGCAGGCCAGAGGCUUCUUGGUUUAGAGCCAGAGAGGUCUGGAGCUUAUGUUGUAUUCUCAAAUAUCUAUUCUGGUUGUGGUAGGUGGCAGGAAGCGGUAGAACUGAGAGAAGUUAUGGCUGAUAAAGGAGUCAAGAAAUUGGCAGGGUGUAGUUGGGUGAGCACCACCCCCACUUCGUGAUUUACCUUAUGGAAGGACAUGAAAGAAUUUAUUGAAAGGUCAUAGCCAUGAAAGACCAAGGUUUUGGUGGACUGGAAGGGCUUCAUGAACUGGACUAAGGCUCGAAAACUAGACCCACUGCAUGCUUGACUGCAGCAGCUUGAGCUCAACUCAGUUUUCACUUGCAAGGUAGUCGCUGUUCGAGUUCGACUCAUUUUCAGCGCAUUGAACCCAAUGAGGUUUAAUUAUCAAGGUUUGGUCUUCGGUACAGUAAAUGUUCAUAUGAACUUAUUUUAUUCACAAAGAUUGAGGUUAUAAAGCUGACGAUUCUUCAUCCUACAUUCAUUAAUGCCAAAUAAUCUUCUGGCCUGCGGACUCAGCACAUUCCACAUCCAAACCAUUUGCGCCUCUACGAAGAAGCAAAGUUGUAGGAAUUAGGAUGUGCGAAGGAGGAUUCCACCACCACACAAUAGUCUCAACAGAAUGUGCUUCCAUGUAUGCUCAGCACGAUAGUUUGCCUUAUUGGUCUGCCAUCAAGUUUUGAAUUAUUUGAUCUUGGUGCCAAAAAGACUGAAGAACUGGUAAGCUGUAGUUGGACCUCUCUUUAAAUUUUACAAGAUAGCUUUACAGAAGCUGGAUGAUGUAGUUCUACAAGGGCUUCUGGUGAUCUCUUGAACAUUGUUUUGUUCCUGUGGUUUUCAGGCAUCUGUUCUUUGCUGUUUCCAUUGGAUUAUGGAUGGGUUUAAUUAUUGGGUACAUAACAGAGUACUUCACAAGCAAUGCUUACAGGUAAAAGCCGCUAAACCCCUUUUUGCUUGCCUAUUUAGGUCGGUAUAUGCUCAUCUUGGGAACAGCUGAGAUGUCAAGAUCACUCAGUUCUGGAUUAUCAAACACCGCCCAGUGGAGUCUUCUAAUUCUCAUUUGGGCAUGUAUGGAGAACGUGUCAUCUGGCACAUUUUGGUUAUGAAGGAGAGUGACAUACUGGCUACAUUUAUCAGUUAUUCAGGUUUCUGAUCCACCACUAAAAUUCCAUAUUUACUCAACAGUUGUCUGUUUGCAUAUGGAGAAUAUGCAUGGCAUGGUUGGAAAUUUGGAAUACAAGGACUCAUACCUCAGUCAGUAUGCGAAGCAAGUUACAAGGAAUGUAGGUUAUUGUGCUCGAAAGAAGUCUAUAGCCUAUUGGCCUAAUCAUACAAGGCUAAAGCCACGCUUCCCAAUUCUACCGCUUCUUCUCUGGUUUUUGGCAGACGAGAAGAGGUGUCCUUGCUUGAUUUCGGCUGUGUCUAAGAUCGUACUGCCUAGAGGAGGAAGAACCAAGGAGACCGUCGGUUCUUACCUUGGUCUCUCGCAGCCGGACAUCGACGCCGCCAAGAGGAAUCCACCAGAACCACGGGCGAGUUUUCCUCACGCAGAGUUUCCGGAUACUUCAGCCGGCCUCUAAUUCUCCUUGUGAUUGAGGAGAAUUGCACCGCGAAGAAGUUUUUCUUUGCUGUUUGGGGUAAUCACGUAGGAUGAAGUCGACGAAGGUGUUGCCGGCAGCAACUUCACGCAAUCUUCAAUCAUGGUCCAUUCGGCCGUGGAGAAGGGGAGAGUUUAGACGAAGAAGAGAGGGAAGAGAUGGAGGAGCCCACUGGUUUCUGCUGAAGGUGUUGCUGCUUAACUUUAGGACAUACUCCUCCACAGAAUAUCUCUUUUACAAGACAAAAUGUUCCAGAUUUCUCUUUUCAGGACUCAGUCUUCAGUAUAAGCAACAAUCCUAUGAGGAAUAUAACUACCAGAGUUGAAUAAGUAAUGAAAGUGAGAUGAUAAUUUGUUGGUAAUGACUGAACUUCUUCUGUUCCACAAUUUCUAAUAGCUGCACUCUAAUGCACAAGUAUUGGAGGUCUCCUUCCUCAACCUUGAAUUUUAGCAACAAUGUAUUCGGUGACCACCCAAUAUAAAUUGGUGCAAUUAUCAAUA